CUCCACUCAUGCUCGAGGUAGAGUGUAAACCCACUCAGGCUAAGACACACUAUCAGACACACCAUUGAAUAUCGUGGGUCUGCUGUGGAGGAGGUCAGACGGGCUGAAUGUAACCAUUCGGACAGUGCAGCCCUCGACAUUCGCGACACGGUGGGUAAUAUUAUUGCCCCUAUAUGUUUGGAUGUCGGUCAACGGAGCAUGCGGAGAUGUUCAUCUCCUGGGUCAACUACAAGCUCAUCUACAUGUCUCGUGCGUACGUAUUACACCGUAGAUCUGAACGCGAACACAGUACGACACCGAAACAGGCUGCACGGAACCGCACCCGAACUACGAAUUGCCUCGCCAGGGACCCAACAUCAAUGGCAGACACUUGCAGGAUGCGUACUUCUGUCGACGGAAAUCUACCAAAGCAACUUCAAUCUAAAUCUAUACUGCAGCGCGGAACGUGCAAAUGGACAUCAGCUCACCGAUUUCAACGUUCAACACUGGAUUUACGUACAGUGGCAAGGCUGUUCGAUUGCGCUUGCGCGCGAUCUUUUUUUUUUUUUGAGUGGAGGGCCCGACAGCGGACUGCAACGAGACGGAGCCUCGUUUCCUCCCGGGGGAAAAUGCAUUUACGCACGAACUCUCGCGAGAGAGAACAGUGUGGGACUCAGGACCGUCAUCGCACCAAUGCAUCAUCGUCAAGUCUUGGUGGUGGUGGUGCUCUGGUCCGCUUGCCAUACCCACUAAAAACCCCCGUGCCGUCGGUCGUCGGAUCAGGACCUCCGACGGCGUCUGAAAACAGACGAGCGUAGUACGUGGGUGUCGGAGGGGAGUAGCGGUGAGAAGUAUGAGUGAUGGGUGACUGUAUCUACGGCUUGAGGUUUGGCUUGGGUGUUCCUACGAAAAGGUCAGAGACGCUCUCU
Molecule: messenger RNA, 908 nt
Organism: Fomitopsis serialis
Lineage: Eukaryota; Fungi; Basidiomycota; Agaricomycetes; Polyporales; Fomitopsidaceae
Exons: 3
Coding region: 174-797 (207 amino acids)
Source: RefSeq, a predicted model, not a curated record